Amoebophrya sp. A120 is the source of this 5198-nucleotide messenger RNA. The record is from the annotation of a GenBank genome assembly. Lineage: Eukaryota; Dinophyceae; Syndiniales; Amoebophryaceae.
CUGAGCUAAAGGACAGGCCGGGCAAGAAUUAGCGUGAAAACCUAUAAUCUUCUAGGAGAACGUACGAUCGUCGUGGGAGGUCGGAAAUUCGCUUUUCGAUUUCGUUUCUCGAUCUCUUGGUCGUGAAUGUAGUACUAUUCGUGGUCGUUGCAAAACUAUAAAUCUAUGGGGCUACGUCGUAUCUGUACAGUGUGAUCUGAUAUGUACCCAUCACAUCUGUCGCCAUCAGAAGCAGUUUUGUAUCUGUACAGUGUCGUGAUGUUGGGCUUCCGCGAAGGAAGGGAACACAGCUCCACUUUCGCAUCUUCGUUCCGCACGAGCUCUACUGCGGCUACCUUUCGUUGCCCGUUCGAUCUCUGUCGUAGUCACCAACAUCGAGUCUGAGCCCACUCGUCGCUCUUCAACAUAGAUAUUUGAUAAUAUGUUGUGGUGCAAAGUACUACGCAUCCGUCCUCGUCUCUACAUGAAUGUUGUUCCGUCCCGUUGUACAAAGGUAGUUAUAGUUUGUUUGGCUGGUAACAGACUAGAAACACCUCCGUAGGCGGGGAGGUGUGUGUUAUAGUGUUUGCUUUACGACCUCGGAGGUUGUUCUUGUAUUACGGAAGACGACAGUAUCUUCGAAGUUGUACGCCAAAAAUCAAGGUGCCACCUCAUCUUGCUUUCUACACGACGAACCUUACGAUAAAAAUUCACCUGAUCAUUGUGAAUACUACACGUCGCAAAAGAAAUUGAUAGAACAUCUUCAACACAAUGGACGCGACUGCCGACGACCCGAGUUCGCGGCUAACCGCCGCCAAGAAGGCGUCUCAAGCGUUUCAGCAGGUGGAGGCGGCUAUGCAUUGCAAAUAUCGAUCUGGGUCUGGAAGAAUGGAAGUUUGUCAUGCUUGUCUCUCAUGACUUCUCACCCUGUGAUGCAUGAGCAGGAUGAGAGUCGCCUGCCUGUCAUGCAAAAGCGCAGUUUGCCGUGCAGAAGUCGCAACACAUUUAUAGCAGCUCAAGAACUUGCCAUGCUUGGCUUCGUAUCGCAGUGUGUCCACCAUUGCCAAGCCAGCAUCACAAGUUUCCAGACAUCCAGGGAUAUUUGCAUUUGAUAGCGGCCCGGACGAGAGCGGCGUCGGUGACGGCAACCAGCGGACACAGACGGGCGAUGCUCAUUGUGCUGCUCGGUCUCCUGCUGGUUUUUAUCCCCUGCGAGGUCACGUUUGCGGUCCUCUAUCUGCAAUUCGGAUUCACGAGGGAGCACGAGGCCAAAGCACUGCACGGUCAGGCUGCGAUAUGCAAGAAAAAAACUGUGUAAGUGCAAGUCUGUGAUGCAGAAAAUGCAAAACAGUUUACACUUGUCAUGCUAGACACAUGCGUCAGAGCCUCUUUAUAUAUAAUUCCGUACGUGUUUUCACGUAGUACUAGCCGCGCAUGACAGGCUCUCUCUGUCAUGCAGAGCAAACUUGUGAUGCUAUUCCUCCUACUAACACAGUUUUUUCCUUGGAUAUGCGACGGUGUUGUUACCGAGAAAGGUGAUCACAUCGGAUGGCGUAUCCUGAGUAAAAACGUCCCCCCCCAUAGUCAAGAUGAGAAAUCUGCUAGACAAAUCCCUAAGCUUUCGCUAUCGCGCAUGACAAAUUUGGGCUCGCAGUGUAGUCGUGUUUAGCUAGUGCAGCGGCAUUACAGACCCAGUCUGUGACGCUGAUUCGAGCAUGACAAAUCUCCAAUCGCCACUAGAAAACGCCUCUCAUGUGUCUCCGCAUGAGAAGCAAUUUAAGCAUGUAGAUUUGCAUUACAGCUCUGGGGUUGGGACGUUUUUCCUCAGGAUAUGGCGAGAAGCUGCAGUUUGUGAAAAGCGCCGACGCGAAAGCGGAGGCCGAGCGCGACGGGACAACGACAACCCCCGAGGGUGGAGAUAUCAAAUGCAAAAGUGUCUGGGUCUGGAAGAUUCUAAACUUGUGAUGCUGUCUCUGGAUUCAAAAAAAAAUUGUAUAAUUGCUUGACCAGCAAGAGGACUGGGCUACGCGGAGAGGGGAUUUCUCAUGCGGAAUAGGCAUUAGGAAGCACUCUAAAAAUCUGUGAUGCUCGUGCACGCAUCACAGACUGCACGGGUCAUGCAAAAUAUGCAUGACAAACCUGGCAAUCUUCCAGAGCCAGACAUAUUUGCAUUUGAUAGGAGACGAGCGGCCGCAAGGACCACAUGGGGAGGCGGCGGUGAUGAAAAGUCCCGCUCCAAUGGGCCCCAUUCUAUCAAAUGUAAAAAUGUCUGGGUCUGGAAGAAUGCGAGAUUUGUCAUGCUUGUCUGGCAUGACCGAAAAGUUUGUGAUGCGUGUCCAAGAAGAGACCCUUUUCUUGCCUGUCAUGCAAAAACGCAGUUUGUCAUGCGAAAAACGCAACACAAAGAGAAAGAAGCGCAGAUACUUCUCAUGCUUGGCUGUGCAUCACAGAGCAUUCACUAUUCCCAACGCAGCAUUACAAGUGUCCAGACCCAGACGUUUUUACAUUUGAUACAUUCAGGCACAGUGCAACGGCUUCCUCUCCACCCUGGUUGCUUUCGGCAUGCUGUACCUGGUCUGCUUCGCAAAAGUGAUCAGCGUGAAACACAGCGCAUUUCCAUAUCGCGAGCAAAAACUGUUUCACUGUAAACUUGUCAUGCAGAAAAUGCAUCGCAGACGUGUUUGUCAUGCCACACAUGCAAGACCGUGGAUUUGUAGCCGUAAUUUAUUCCUUUAGCCUUAGGAAGCACGCAUGGCAACUAUGUGUCACGACAAUACGAACUUGUAUUGCAUAACUUGCAAAGAAGUUGUCACAUUAAAGCAGUUUUUUCUUUCUAAAUUCUAGCGCUCUUCUUCCUCCUUCUCCUGCAGGUUGUAGCCGUAUUCAUGACCUUAUCAAAUGCAAAAGUGUCUGGGUCUGGAAGAGUGCAUGUUUGUCAUGCUUGUCUGGCAUGAUUCUUAAAUCUGUCACGCACGUUACCCAAGAGCCCCAUUUUUCUGUCAUGCAGAAACGCAGUCUGUCAUGCAGAGUAGGCAACACCUAGAAGCUCAGAAACUUGUCAUGCUGAGCCAGCACUUGUGGCCUCCUCAUGAUACGCCACCCAGCAUCACAAGUUUCCAGACCCAGACAUUUUUGCAUUUGAUGGACCUCUUCAGCGGCGCGGCAGGGAAUGAAGACUUUGCUGACCAUGAAGGCGUUCACCAACUCGGCUCCGUUCUACUACAUGGAUACCUGGUGCCUGUUUUCGCGCUGCUUCCUGCUCUUUUUUCUCGGCAUCCCGGCAGCGGCCUAUGGGCGGUGGACGCUGGAAGAGGCCAGCGACGACGGGGUGAGCGACGCGCGCUACAUCUCCGGCCAUGCAUCAUCGGGCGGGAUCGUGUAAGUUGCUAUAUUAGUACAACUCAGUAGCUGGAAUUUUUAUAGCAGCCAUUAGGUGCUAAAACUAAGAGAUAAAGAUGGCACUAGCUCCUGGGUUCGAUGAUGUUGUAGCACGAACGUCGAAGUAGAGCGGCAAAUUUUUAUUCGAUAAUUUUCGUGUGCGUCGUUUGGUUUUUCGAUUUUGAUUCCUCUUCCUUCCACCUUUCCAAAGAAAGAUGAAGAUUCAUCAAUUUGAAAAAAAUUAUACGAAUUUUCAAUUUCCCAAUAAUUCUAGCCCGCUGCUGCGACACUACGGAUGCUUAUCCAGGUGGAAAAAAACUGUGUUAGACUAUUAGCCUUGUUUCUGGAUUAUGAACUACAGCAUCCUCACAUGUCUCGCAUGACAGACAAAUCAAAAAAUUUUGUCUCGGUAGCUGCGUGUGAAGAUGAAACCACAAAUGGACGAAUAAAUAGUAGCCUGCUAUGAAGAUGCAUAAGCAUAUCAUUAUCGAGCGUGACAAGAGAAGUGUACUGGGAGGCUUGAAAUUUUUUAAUGCGAACUAACACAUUAUUUAUUUUUCUUGGAUAGUGUUGCGGGUUACGGCCAGUGCCGGGCGCAGAACUCGGCCCAGAGGCGGAGGAAGAAGAAGUGUCAGGACGGAGCACCAGGGGAGCCGCCUCUACAACUAGCUCGACUACUGGUCACUUUGGUUCCAGAAGGUCAAGAAUUCCCGGGGCGAGAGGCUCCCGAGACACGGGCAAAAGUACGAAAGUGGAGAUGACUGCAAGUAGCAGCUUCCCCCCUCGUUGUUCUCAUUCGCAGAGUUGCAACAGAAAAGCAUGACAAAUUUCACAGCGAAAUUCCAGAUAGGUAUCUAUCGGUUUCAUGAUGAACAACUUGUCAUGCAAUAUAAAAGAAGCAAGAGCAAGACAUGAGUUCUUUGGCCUUCCGCAUGACUACAAAUGAGAAGUACUUCUUACGAGGGUGGAAAGUCGUGGUUCUCUCCACUGGCAUAAAGAUCGAGCCGAUCGCGGAGAGCGAUGAGGAUGAGACGCUCUUGCCGCCGCGACCACCAAGCACCUACACGGUGUAAAAAACGCACGAAGUACUCACUGGUGGAAAAGAACAGGAGAGAUGAUGGAAAUGAAUGAAAGUAUGAAGAUCAUUAACUACUUUGGCAAUAAGCUCUGUGAAUGGAACUCGUCAUGUAGAAGAGAAAGGAAGCUAAGUAGCCGUAUUUCGAAGAAAAGACUUUUCAUGAAUUUGAUGCGCAUUCGACGACUGAAAAUUGAAUUUCAAACGACAGGUAGGCUUAGUUUGCAAGCAUACGCAGAAAUUAUUUUGGAUUUGGAUUUUCAUGUGUACAUCUGGCUGCUACAAAUUCGAUUCGUUUUGUACAAAAUUAACUCAGGAUUUCUAUACGAUUGUAAAUUAUUCAUUUGCUGAUUUGGUCGUGUCGCAGUCGCAACCCUGGUGCAGGGUUAUACCCGUACUGAUUUGUUGCGAUCACUCGAUUUGUGUACAAUAUUUAACAAGUAUUAACAAGUACGAGAGCAGAAGUAAUUAUAUCCACCCGGUUUCAUCUUUACGUAAACUUUCCGUGUUUGCGUGGCUUCGCGCAUGUUCCACUUCCCCUUCGCUUCGUUCUCUCGAUGCCAUCAUGCAUCGCGAUGAUCAUUCUCAUUCAAAAUGUGGUCGUGUAAGCAGGUCCAGAACUGCUUUCGUCUGAACUUUUCUACUUCCAAGGAUCAUCUUGUGUUGUAAGUACCAAUUUGUUAUUUCAACACGAUCUUCGUUCCUGCUCGGUUGACCGGGGUCGUGGAUGAAAGCUCUAGUCGUAAAUAGAUAAGAACCACGUGUG